UGCCAUUAUUAUUUUAAACUAGAAUUUGGCCAAGCCUAAUAGAACAGUGUUCUUCAUUGUCAAUUCCGCCUCCUUAAUCCAACCUGCAACCAUGGUGUUUUCUCGUAAAUGGUCCAAUGGAAACCGUCCACGGCUGCUUCGAAUUGCCAUUUUUCUUUGAAGUUUUGAGUUCUAAAAGGCGAUAACAGAAGCAGAAGAAGAACUGAACUGACGCAUCUCGCGCUUGCGUAGAUCUAAAUCAGGCGCCAAGGCAUCGUGCAGUGCGAGCUUGUCUUCUUCCUUCUACUUCCAUCUUCUCUUUUCAGCCAAGUUGCUGCAUGCUCUAUUUCAUUUGUUUACUCCGCUUUUAGUCGUCAAAUCAUGACUCUGAAAUGGUGCUUACCCUCACUGUCGCUUCACCAGCUUACGAGAACGCCAAUGGCCGCGAAAUGUGAAGGCCUUGGCCUUGGAGGAGUUUUAUCCGAUGGAAACUCUGGAGCAUUCCCCUCGUUUCUUCCUAAAGAAGUCGGUAAAAUCAAAGAUCCAUUUGCCAGAACCAUGGCUAGCAAAAUCGAGAGACUACCGAUGACAUUAUCUGAAACUCGCAUUAUGAGCAGCUGCGUUAAACCAGUAAUAAGAAAGAAGAAUCCGGUGGUUCUACUCCAUUGCUUUGACAGUUCUUGUUUGGAAUGGAGUUAUGCAUUUCCUCUGCUUGAAGAGGCUGGUUUAGAAACGUGGGCUGUCGAUGUUCUUGGAUGGGGCUUUUCUGACUUGGAUAGUCUUCCACCAUGUAACGUCCAAACAAAGCGUUCUCAUCUUUACCAGUUUUGGAAGACCUACAUCAAGAGGCCAAUGGUGUUAGUUGGACCAAGCCUUGGAGCAGCGGUUGCAGUUGAUUUUGCAGUUAAUCAUCCGGAAGCUGUGGAAAAGCUGGUCUUGAUCAAUGCUUGUGUGUAUAGUAAAUGCACCGGGCACCCGACAAAGCUGCCGAAAGUGGUGGCAUAUGCUGGGGUUUCACUGUUAAAAAGUAUCCCAUUGCGCCUCGUUGCAAAUAAGUUAAUAUUCAAUGGACUUUCACUUGCUCGAAAUCUAGAUUGGACGAAUGUUGGCCGUUUGCACUGCCUAUUGCCUUGGUGGGAAGAUGCAACGGUUAAUUUUAUGAACAGCGGAGGAUAUAAUGUCAUUUCCCAGAUUAAACAGGUCAAGCACAGAGCACUUGUCAUUGCGGGCGAAGAUGACAGAAUUAUUUGCUAUAAAGAUGCAGUGAGAUUGCAUUGUGAGCUACCAAAUGCAAUAAUGCGAAUAAUAACAGAUAGUGGCCAUCUGCCCCAUGUUGACAAUCCUGCUUCUGUUUCAAAGCUUAUUACAGAUUUUGUGUUACAUGAUUCCUGCUAGGAAUUCUUCACACACGUAAAAAUAUCCUUCCAUAAGGAUAUAUAUAUAUAUAUAUA
Molecule: messenger RNA, 1430 nt
Organism: Cucurbita maxima (winter squash)
Lineage: Eukaryota; Viridiplantae; Streptophyta; Magnoliopsida; Cucurbitales; Cucurbitaceae
Exons: 10
Coding region: 361-1374 (337 amino acids)
Molecular function (GO): catalytic activity
Source: RefSeq, a predicted model, not a curated record